Messenger RNA from Lathyrus sativus (Indian pea), 876 nucleotides. NCBI's taxonomy places the organism in Eukaryota, Viridiplantae, Streptophyta, Magnoliopsida, Fabales, Fabaceae. The record is from the annotation of a GenBank genome assembly.
AUGGUAGUGCCAUCAAAGACUAACAAACGCUGCAUCUGCAUAUCAUCUUUCCACCCCUUCUUUCUCUUUAUCCUUGUCAAUUUCAUAACCUCUACAGCAAGGAACGAUGACACUUUCACGCCAUCUUGCUCAGGCGUCUAUGAAACCACUCCAAAUAGUGUCUUUCAAAGGAAUCUCAAAACUCUUUUAUCAUAUUUAUCUUCCAACGCUACUGCCAACAAAGAAUUCUACAACGCCACAGUAAUAGACAAAAACAACUCCUCCAACACAGUCUAUGGUUUAUUUAUGUGUAACGGUGAUGUACCUGCUCAUCUAUGUGGUCAGUGUGUCACAAAUGCGACCAGUUACAACUUAUCUUCAUACCAGGGCACUGAUUGUUCCUUCUCCAAAGAGGUUACGAUAAUGAAUGACGAUUGCAUGGUACGAUAUUCCAACAACUCUUUCUUCUCCAAGGUUGACUUAAGUAUACUUUCUACCUCUUGCUCCCCUGUCAAAGUGUCAAACCCUGCAAUAUUUGAGCAUUCAGUUUCUGAAGCUUUGAAUAGAGUGGCAGAUGAGGCAGCCAAUUCUUUAAUUGGCAUCAAGAAGUAUGCAACAAAGGAAGUAACGACAACUGAAUUUCAAACCUUUUAUUUUCAAGCUCGGUGUACACCAUAUCUUUCGCCACAAGAUUGUCGAAAAUGUCUGAAUACAACCAUAACAAAUUUAGUUCAGUCUUGUAGACUUGAAAAUAACGAAAUUAGAAUAGGAUCCUCUGAUACAUUCAGUUGUUACAUCAGAAAUGAUGUGUACCCUUUUUAUCGCCCUAGUAAUGCUACAACCCCACAAGAACUCAUUCCAGCUUCUGCUACAUUUGAUGUGAAUGGCAAUUUUUAG